UUACUUGGAACUUAAUGGUGAGCGUGGAACGAUCGAAGUAAGGUCCUGGUCCCCGCUUGGGGGUUUUUCUUUUCUCUUGUUGUGGGAAGCUUUUUCUACGUUCUCGGAGGUCCUAGCCUUGGCCAGGGCUUGGCCUUCUAGUCCGCCCUUUCUAACUCUUUUUUCCUUUGUUCCAUCAAGGCCAGUAAGAGGAUUUCAAAAAAGCAUUAAAGAAUCCAUACAAGUCUUUUGUCUUCCAAACAAGCGAACUUCACUAGGUUACAGCAACGUCAAUGUGGAAGGCUUCUGCUGCUUGGUAAAUUUCCAAGGAAAAAGCGCCCUCAAAACUCUCAUCCAUGGCAUUCUUAAGCUCAACACGACAAGUUUUCCGAUCUAGCUCUCUCCUUCUGUUAUUCUAUUUUGUGAGUUCUAGCCGCACAUGGGACCCCAUCAAAUGUUCAUCAGGGAAUACAAACUGCACAAUCACAAAUUUCUACGGAGCCUUUCCCGAUAGAAGCGUUUGUCGAGUAGCAGAAGUGGUGUACCCAUCCACAGAGGAAGAACUCAUUUCAGUUGUAGCAAACGCGACCGCUAGCCGAAGGAAAAUGAAGGUGGCAACAAGUACCUCACACAGCGUUCCCAAGCUAGUCUGUCCCGACGGCGAAGAUGGACUGCUAAUAAGCACGAAGUAUCUGAACCGUACGUUGAAAAUUGAUGGUGAAGCUAUGACGAUGACUGUGGAGAGCGGUGUAUUAUUGAGGCAGAUUAUCAAUGAAGCGACCAAGGCCAAGCUGGCCUUGGUUUCUACCCCGUAUUGGUGGGGCUUGACAAUUGGUGGCAUAUUGGGCACGGGUGCCCAUGGGAGUACAUGGCAGGGUAACGGAAGCGCAGUUCAUGAUUUUGUUGUGGAACUUCGAAUCGUUAGUCCUGGUGGUCCUGAAGAUGGUCAUGUUAAGGUUCGGACGCUCAAUGAUGGGGACACAGAUUUUAAUGCAGCCAAAGUUUCGCUUGGAGUUCUCGGAGUUAUUUCGCAGGUCACUCUUAAACUACAGCCUCUCUUCAAGAGAUCCAUUGAGUUCAAAAGUAUGAAUGACUGGGACUUGGGAGAUCGAAUUGCGAAUUUUGGGAGAAAGCAUGAGUUUGCUGAUAUAACUUGGUACCCUAAUCAACGCAUGGCAGUCUAUCGGAUAGAUGAUCGUGUCCCCAUGAACACGUCUGGUGAUGGUCUCUAUGAUUUCACGCCAUUUCGCUCUAGAUCUUCCGUUGAAGUGGCCAUUAUCAGAACCAAAGAGGAGCUUCUAGAAUCCACUGGGGCUAUCGAGGGAAAGUGCCUCUCUGCAGAAGCAAGUGUUUCUAAACUCGUGGAUGGUGCCUAUGGUUUAACUAACGAUGGUAAAUCCUUUGAAGCCUAUCCGGUUGUUGGAUAUCACAACAGGUUUCAAGCAUACGGAACCUGCCUAGACAGUCUUGAGGAUCCGGAGAUGAUCAGUAACGUAUGUCCAUGGGACCCAAGAGUUAAGGGUCAUAGGUUCUUUCACCAAACCACAUUUAGCAUUGGCUUGCCCAUGGCUAAGAUAUUCAUCCAAGACGUGCAAGAGCUAAACGACUUGGUGCCCAAAGCAAUGUGUGGCGUUGAACUUUAUAAUGGAAUCCUCAUACGCUACGUUAAGGCUUCGACUGCUUACCUGGGUAAGGAAGAAGAUGCAGUGGAGUUUGAUAUCACAUAUUAUCGAAGCAAAGACCCUAAAAGUCCUAGGCUUUACGAAGACAUAUUAGAAGAAAUUGAGCAACUCGCACUUUUCAAGUACGGGGCACUGCCCCAUUGGGGAAAGAAUAGGAACCUAGCGUUCGAGGGAGCGAUCGAGAGGUACAGAAAUGCCACAGAAUUCUUGAAGGUUAAAGAUGUUUACGAUCCAUUAGGUCUAUUCUCUAGUGAGUGGACAAAUAAAGUUCUGGGUUUGGAAAGAGGGUUGACUGUAGAUGAGCAGGGUUGUGCACUAGAAGGGUUGUGCAUAUGCUCAAACGACAGUCAUUGUAAUCCAAACAAGGGCUAUUAUUGUAGAUCAGGAAGAGUAUACAAAGAUGCUAGGGUUUGUCGUUUUACAGCUGAAGAUAUAUGCCCCGCAGAAGGUGGUGGCGACUCAUGCAAUAUGGCCCAGUACCAUACCGAGUUAUGAAGGGAUUCUCAACGUGUUUCAUUUCCUCGUUAAGGAAAAGUUUCAGGAACCAGCAAACUUGAGUAAUUAAUCCAAAUCACUCUUUGCUUGAACUGCUUCGAUUGCUCUGAUUAGAAAAAAGAUUGAGAUUCAAGUGCUUGAUCUGUAAUGAAUCCAUAAUAUUGUUAUGAAUUAUAUUAAUCAGAAUAUUACUAUUUGAAAAAUAUAUUCAUUUCACUCUUAUUCUAUCAUCA
Messenger RNA from Carya illinoinensis, 2389 nucleotides. RefSeq names its product probable L-gulonolactone oxidase 6. Gene Ontology annotation, cellular component: membrane. The record is from RefSeq and is a predicted model, not a curated record. Gene Ontology annotation, molecular function: D-arabinono-1,4-lactone oxidase activity; FAD binding. The transcript is spliced from 5 exons. NCBI's taxonomy places the organism in Eukaryota, Viridiplantae, Streptophyta, Magnoliopsida, Fagales, Juglandaceae. Bases 336 to 2156 code for a protein of 606 amino acids.